Messenger RNA from Girardinichthys multiradiatus, 1525 nucleotides. It is a transcript of the gene bhlha9, whose product is annotated as basic helix-loop-helix family, member a9. The coding region runs from base 212 to 1066 and encodes 284 amino acids. Gene Ontology annotation, biological process: regulation of transcription by RNA polymerase II; developmental process. Lineage: Eukaryota; Metazoa; Chordata; Actinopteri; Cyprinodontiformes; Goodeidae. The transcript has a single exon. The record is from RefSeq and is a predicted model, not a curated record. Gene Ontology annotation, molecular function: DNA-binding transcription factor activity, RNA polymerase II-specific; protein dimerization activity; RNA polymerase II transcription regulatory region sequence-specific DNA binding.
UGUCUUUUUCAGGUACAGGUUAUCACAUUGCACCAGAGGAGUAAGACAGAGAGAAUACCCCGGCUGCCGGAGCAGCAGCAACUACUGACAGCCCCAUCGAACAUACCAAGGGAGCGUGUUGAUGAGGCUAGAAACGUGCAGGCAGCUUCUAACCAACAAAUUCCGCUCCCAGACUUUGCUCUGACUUGUCUGGUGUCAUAUAAUUGACACAAUGAGCUGCAGCAGUGUUACAGGUUCAGAGUUUUCUGAGGAAGAGUUCGAGAUUGGCGUGCUAGGACAAGGUGAUGAUGAUGGAAGUGUCAAACCAUCUUUCCAAGACAGCCCCAGUGACCCCGAGGAAGGCCUGAACAAGAAGCGCAACCGACCAGUCCGUUCAAAGGCUCGGAGAAUGGCUGCUAAUGUGCGUGAGCGAAAGCGCAUAAUGGACUACAAUCAAGCCUUCAAUGCUCUCCGUGUUGCCCUGAAUCAUGACCUCAGUGGCAAGCGACUGUCUAAGAUCGCCACACUGCAGAGGGCGAUCAAUCGUAUCUCCUCCCUCUCCGUAUUCUUAAGUUCAAAUCCUCCCAACAAGCCGUGCAGCCACCAGGAGUGUCACAGGUCAUCUGCAGGGCCAGCUGUGAUGGGAGUGUCUCGACUUGAACAGACCAGAGUUUCCGAACCUCGACUGGAGCAUCAAAGCUACGUUCCCUGGCGUGGAUCCAUUUCUCAGCAAAUGCAGCCACAACAAGGGGCUCACCUGCACAGGCUGUCUGUGAAUCCACAUGUCUACAUGGAUAACACAGUGACAUCAUGCCCACCUUCACCACACUACCCUUGUUAUCCUACUGAGGGACAUUUUCAUGGCUCUCGGGGACACUGCAAGAGCCCCAAUGAUCAUCCGCCCAGUCCGCUGCGAUACCCUCAGAUGGAUGAUGGGUUGGGGUAUCAAUCGGGAAUGUGGACCCAGUGUCCUCCAGGAUACAUGGACAGUUUUGUGGAGCCACCUCACACUCUUGGGCUUCCAUGGCGGGUGAGCUACAUGCAGGAGCCAGAAUACAGCUUCCCUCUGUGCUCAGAUAUACUGUAACAGGCUUAAGUCCCUCCUUGAGACCCGAGAACUGGACUGCAGCCAAAGACUUUCCAAAAUGAAACGACUGGGAGCAGAACCAGCUAAUCGAACACUUUAGACUGCAGUGGGAAAUAUAUAGUGAUCCAGCAUUUCUAAAUGUUUAAUCUAAACCAUUAGUAAGCAUAUCUGACAAAAAGGGUGAAAUUGUGUAUUCUAGACAGAACAAAAGUAAUUCUUUGUGGCUGUUAGUAUUUGAGUUACAUUGCUUGAUGUAAGACCCUGAAAAUGAAGAGAACUGUGAAGAGAACUGCUUAUUUAGUGUUUCAUGUUGUAGAAACCACAUAUUUGACACUGCAACAUCUGUUAAUGUAUUUAUUUUGUCAUUUCACAUUAAAAAUACAUCAGAGUGUAUUUUACUUUUGCAAAUAAUUCAUGCAUCCAUUUUAAACUUUGAAAUUAAAUGUUUGGUCUAAGUGA